CAGAAACAUCCUGAGCCGCCUUGCUCGCAGGAAAUUGAGCGGUUUUUUGCCACAUGAAUUGAUGCAUUCAGCGCCCGGUGUCAUGACGUCAGCGCCCACAAUGCUUUGCACACCUGUUUUGGCAGAGCAACUUCCGCAGAUUCUCAGAUUGCCUGAGCUUAGCCAAUGCGGCAGUGUUGCAAUUAGGUGGAGGCCAUGGCUCUUAGGGAGGCCAUCAAGCCUGGGCUGGCGCACGCAAUGCUGCCAUGGCGAGGUGCAUUCGGAAUCAAAGGCAUGCCAGUAGAAUGAAGGCUACUUGCCCUGCAAAUGCCCAUAGCUGGCCAAAUUUGGAACGUAUCAUGAUGCUUAAGCCGCUUCCAGCAGCUUCUGGAAGAAAAAUGACUACUAUGUGGGUUGAUCGUAGGCUCUUUGGCUGUGAGGAAGGAAACAGACAACAAUUGAACAUCUGCAUGAAUUACCCACGUUGUUAGAUAGGCGCGCUGCCGUGAAAGCUGGAAGUUUGAGCUUCGAGGCAAACUUGGACUUUGAGUUCGAGCACUCUCAUCUUGAGAGGCCCUUUUGGGAAAUAGCAUUCCAUGUAUGUUCAAUUGGCAGAAAUGACUUGCCAAAACUGCUUGCCACAAUUCCGGACAUUGACACACGCCUAUGACAUAGAGAUUCUGCAAAUCUCGUGUGCAGGAAGAACUGCUUGAAUGGAAGAGUACACUUUACCAGAGCCAUAUUGGUUUGGGCAAUUGACUGUGGAAUAUUGCCAUCCCACUGCAAAGCCCAACGUCGGCUGAAGAAUUCAACUUUUUCAACGCAAUGUACUGACGUUGUUGAAAAAAACAUCACAUGUUUGAGCCAAAGGCACCCGCAGCAAAGCUGCAUGGAAGCAUUGACUGUUACGAUGGUAAGCUUUGACAAAGGGACUUCCCGGAAUGCCAACAUUCUUGCCCUGCUUUUCAUCUCGAACCUUUUGAAGCACUUUAAAACUUGGGCUGUUGUCGCUGCUGCAGACCGACGAAUCAAAGCUUAAGCUAUGCGCUUGGACCGAUAGGCUAGAAUGACCGAAACGCGCAAGGUGGGGGAAAACACAGGCAUGGGAAGAUGCAAAGGCCGUGAAGCUUUCAAUCCUCUGUAUCAAUGGCAUGUGGGUGUCCCACGUGAAGAGAUGCCACAAGGCAGCUGCGUCACAAGGGCUUUGGGCACGUCUGCGCGAUGUUUUCUUUUUGCGCUCAAACCGUUCAGGCAGCUUUCAAGGUGGCUCGGAAAGCAAAAGUCAACCUGAACCGUUCUCGCCGUCUGUCCGUUUUACCGACCCAACAUGCACUUGCGCACCUCAAAGGAGCAAAAUUGAUUUGCCAGUCAUGCAAGGUGAGGAUGCCUCCAAUACUAAGAAUCGUGCGAGGCGAGCAAUUGGAAGUCUGGCCGCGCCUAUGAUCUUGGGUUGGAGUGAAGGGGCUGUGGGCAAUUUUCUGCAAUCCUUGUGAAAUUGAGUGCAUGUGUGGACGUCACUGGCAAGUCACCUAUCAGACCUAACAUGUCGCAGGACACUUCAAGCAACGCUAUCAUUCGGACCUCAACAGCAUGGAACUGCGCAAGAGGCACAUUCUGCGCAUCCCAAACAAACUUUGCACCGUUUCGCCUUAAGGCGCUCUAGCGUCACCGAUGAGAGCUUCUUUGUCUUGACAAUUGUUUUGUCUUUGUUUGCUUGAAAAUACAUACCUUACCUUCCAUUCUUUUUAUUGUCCUGAGGAAGCAACCUUCCGAAAAGGAACGGGAACACGUGACGGCGUGUGACAUAAACUGCCUAACUCCAAUAACUUUGUUUUUCAAACUAGCGUGCCAGUAAGGCCGCAUUGAGCUGGAGGAACAAGGCAUAUUAUAUGUACAUAUAGCUGCCCUGGAUCUUUUGGUUCAAUGCAUCCUUCUGUUUUUCAAAGCUGUGGCACGGGCCCAAGCUAUCGAGCAGUUCCAAUUCGAAAGGUCCACCUCUUCAAACCAAUCUCAGGCGCAGUUUUUGACAACUGUCCUGCUUUUGCUUAGCUCAGACAGCUCAGGGUGUUUGGGCUGUUCGGGCAAGCUACUUAGAAAGUAUGCUUGUGCGUAGUUGUCUCUGCCACAAAAAGUUCCUGGUCAUUGCGGCAGUCUCCGCUGAUUCAGCUGCAGUAUUCUUUCAGCAGCUACCUUACCUUUGCAGCAUGAUAUAAGUCUGAAUGUUGAUAACCAUGGACAUGACAGCGCACCUUUCUUCAAGUUCUGGGAAGAGUAUAGAUGCUUGACUGACUUCCUAGUGUUGCUGAAGCGACUGUUCACAACAACCCUGAAUCGCCUGCCAACAAGCUGAAACUUUGUAUCACUCCAGUCAUCUUUGUGUUCACCUGGACGCUUCGCGCAGCUCUUGACAAAACGCCACGUGGCAACAACACCACAGGGGUAAACAUGACAAAAUCAUUGAAAUAUCAAGGGUGGGCAUCGAAACAAGUUGGGGCUGCUUGCCAUGGUAGGAAGCCUUGGCCAAAGUCAUUGUCAUUAUCAAAAGCAAGCCUAGCAUUCUCUCACUGUAUCAUAGAAACAGGUCCUGGUCACGCUUGAAGAAUUCAUUCAUUUUGAAGGUGACAGCGUGUGGAGCUGGAUUUGUUUGUUGUUCGAGAACUUAGCAACAGUCUAAUGUCUUCCAGCCGAGAUGUAGAGCAAGCGCCCUGCCAAAACCUAUGAAGAAGUCUAAUCUACCUGAAAUGUUCAGAGGUUGAAGGGUGCGACGAAUCAUCAAGAGGAAUAUUGGAUAUGCAUUGCACCCAGAAGCCUCGUUAGAAAAAAAGAAUGCUACCGGACAACUUGCACCAUUAACUUUUGGUUAUCUUUGCUUAUAUGCAUAUUUCUCCUUUGACAAGACUUGCUGCGAUUGCUGCUUCUAUUUGGAGGGGAACAGUUUUGUUCGGAACCUAAAGUAGCUUGCAGCAGCGCUGUUAUCUUUGAUGCAUGCGCCAUUCCGUGCGAAUGCCACUGAUGACUCAAUGCAAUGGUGCUUCAGGCGAACCAACAAACAAAGCAUGGUGAGUGUUGCGGGCUGCAAAAAACUUGUUCAUCAAACGCCAAAUGGCAUGAUGUGAAGGCAAGUAGCUCGCAAAAUGGACGGGGUCGCCCUUCGGAACUCCUCGCGCAAGUCCACUCAAAACACUUGCAAGCAACAAAAUGUCGCAUCAAUGCGGUGUGAUGCACCUCAUUCCGGCCGGGCUGCAUCUGAGUGACUAUGUCUGAGCUAUGCAAGCGAACAUGGCGAACUUGUGAGACAUGCGGUGUCCGAAAGGGGCCGACAUGGGGCCCGUGUACUGUGAGGUGAACUGAUUAGUUGCCAAGAAUAUGUUUCCUCGUGCUUUGUUUGCCUCGCGGCUCCUCUACAAUGUUCAACUCUUCUGACUUUAGAACCUUUUGAGCUGCCUUUGAGCUGUGACAAACAAUCCCGGCGCAAACCCCUUGCCUAGCUGGACUGGGGAUAGCUGCAAGCACGUGAACAAACUUUAGAUUGCGGACUAGGUAGUUCGAAAUGUGAUUGCUUCAUUAGGUUGGAGGCCAUCACUUUUAGAUUGGAGGCCAUCGCUAUUAGGUUGGAGGCCAUUGCUAGUAGGUAGCUCGGAAAGUGAAUGCUUGCCAUGAAAUGACGAAGUCGAUUUGUCGAGUGCUUCUGAUCCCGGGGACACCUUUUCGACCUGGCUUCUUAGACACCCGGAAGCUAAUCAUUUCCUUUCGUGUGAUCACAUCAGUCUGGUUAGAUGGCCUCGGCAUUGCACAAGUCGACAGACUAAAUGCACGACAUGACCUUCGGGCUAUCUUGGACCUGAAACUCCAACAUGCGAAAUCCGAGUGGCCAAGCUCAAGUUCUGGAGGACAAAACCUCCAUCAGCUCAUACUUCCUCAUCAGCAUUGACCAUCCAUCGGCACCCAGCAGACCAUCCUCAGAGGCGUAGCUGUGGGUCUGGCUUCCCCAAAGCUGGGAAUGUCUUUCUUUUUGUCGGAUUUGCGUAGGUGUAGAGUGUUGACUUAAGAAGCACCCGCGAGCUGUUUCAUGGCCAAGCAGUCGCGCUUUCUUUGUGCCCUCAUAGCAUCCUCGAUAUGUGAAAGCCUACGGCCACCCCUCUUUCACUAAAAGGAUUUAUUGCAAAAACAAUCAUCACUUGAAAAACUUCGAAUGGACGCCUCCUUAGUUCACUUCGGCGUCCCUUGUGCGAAGCUUCAGUGCCGCUUGCCAGCUUAACCUUUGCACAUUUGCCUUCCUGUUCUUCCACUGCCACGUGGUUGAAAACCAGAGAUGUUCAAUCCAGAGUCUGGCAGUGUCACCAAUAUGCAAGCUGAAUAAGACAUUCUCUUUUCACAAGCAUGUGACCCAAGCUAUUUUGACUUCGUAUGACAUGCAAUUGGAAACUUGGCGGAAAUAGGACAGGAAUGGACAGAAGCCUGUGUGCAGUCCCCAAAGACAAAACUAAUUUGUCAGAGCUCAUUACAGUAAAGGGUUUUGACUUGUUGGUAGCUCAAGUGAUGCUGUUAAAGACUCAUUGAAGCUGCCUCCUGGCUUCAGCUUC
This is a messenger RNA of Durusdinium trenchii, 4562 nucleotides long. Lineage: Eukaryota; Dinophyceae; Suessiales; Symbiodiniaceae. The record is from the annotation of a GenBank genome assembly.